Apus apus (common swift) is the source of this 1389-nucleotide messenger RNA. Its product is annotated as perilipin-3-like. The record is from RefSeq and is a predicted model, not a curated record. Bases 1 to 1389 code for a protein of 462 amino acids. The transcript has 8 exons. Gene Ontology annotation, cellular component: cytosol; lipid droplet. Gene Ontology annotation, biological process: lipid storage; positive regulation of triglyceride storage. Lineage: Eukaryota; Metazoa; Chordata; Aves; Apodiformes; Apodidae.
AUGACCAGGAACAAGCCCACCUGCUGCAGAGUUUGGCCAGCUGAGAUGGCCUCUGCCACACCUGACAAAGAGGAAGCUGCCAAGAACUCCCUGGAGGUGAAGGAAGAGGAGCAGCAGGAUGUAGUAAACCAGGUGGCUAACCUGACCUUGGCCAGCUCUGCCUGUGACAUGGUUUCUACAGCUUAUGCCUCCACCAAGGAGAGCCACCCCUACAUCAGGGCUGUGUGUGAUGCAGCAGAGAAAGGAGUGAGGAGUGUGACCGAAGCCACAGCCAGCUGUGUGCAGCCAGUUCUGACCUCCCUGGAGCCUCAUGUUGCUGCUGCCAGUGAGUAUGCCUCCAAGGGUCUGGAUAAACUAGGAGAAAAGCUCCCACUCCUUCAGAAGCCCAUGGACCAGAUCAUGGCUGACACGAAAGAGCUGGUGUCAUCCAGAGUGGCAGAUGCCAAGGAUGCUGUGAGCAGCAGAGUGACGGGGGUGAUGGAUGUGGCAAAGGAGACUCUGCAGAGCAGCCUGGGGGCUGCCAGGUCUGCAGUGACCAGCAGUGUGGGCAUGGACCCCAGAGUGAGCCAGAAGGAUGUGAGUGAAGCAGAAGAUGUGCUGGGGAGGACAGAAGAUGACACUCUUCCCAUUGGGAAUGAGGAACUAGCCAAACUGGCAGCAUCUGAGGAGGGUGCAGGCAUCAUGUCUGUGGAGCAGCAGCUGGAGAAGAGGCAGUACUUUGUGAGGCUGGGGUCUCUUGCUGAUGAGCUUUGCCUGCUUGCCUACCUGCACUCAACAAACAAAAUCAAACAGGUCUGGCAGGGCAUGCAGGAAGCCCUUGCACAGCUUCAGUGCAUCAUUGAACUGAUGGAAGUGUUUAAGCAAGGAUUUAAUCAAAAGCUUCAGGAAGGGCAGGAGAAACUACACCAGAUGUGGCUGGACUGGAGCAGGAAGUCUUCCAAAGAGAGUGGAGAUGAAAGUUCUGCAGAGCCAGAGGAGAUGGAGUCUCUGGCCCUGCUCAUGGCACACAGCAUCACACAGCAGCUGCAAGUCACCUGCUGCAAAAUAGUGUCUGCAAUCCAAGGCCUUCCCUCAAGUUUUCAGGAUAAGGUGGAACAAUCUCUUAGUACUAUAGAGGAGCUUCAUGCUUCUUUCUCAGCAGCAAACUCCUUCCAGGACUUGUCCAGCAGUGUCUUGACCCAGGGCCAGAGGAAGCUGGGUGUGAUCCAGGAGUAUAUGGAGGAGCUGCUGGAUUAUCUGAAGAACAAUGUCCCUCUGUCCUGGCUGGUGGGACCUUUCUCCCCAAGGGAGAAGGAGGUGGAAACCUCACAGGAGGAGGAACCCUUGCAGGAGAAGGAAGCAGAGACAGGAGGAGCUAAAGAUAACAAAGCUUCUGCCACCCUCAUGUGA